Molecule: messenger RNA, 2015 nt
Organism: Stegostoma tigrinum
Lineage: Eukaryota; Metazoa; Chordata; Chondrichthyes; Orectolobiformes; Stegostomatidae
Product: low-density lipoprotein receptor class A domain-containing protein 1-like
Exons: 6
Coding region: 308-949 (213 amino acids)
Cellular component (GO): plasma membrane
Molecular function (GO): protein binding
Source: RefSeq, a predicted model, not a curated record
ACUAAUUUCUCGUGGAUUUCAAUUUUCUAAUUACCAACUUCUUUUUCAAAGGCCUCAGUCUUUCUCCAGGCGCCUGUUUCUCAAGUGUUUGCCGUAUUUUUCCCUGCCUUGUGCAGGUCAGUCAUAUUGUGGAAACGUUCGUGCGUUGCUGGGUGACGAAUGAAAGUAGAUUCCUUGACAAAAGAGUUGGUGGAGUAUACAAAUCGGCGCAGCUCAAAGGCAUUCAUUUGGUUCCACAAGAACACGACGUUUUAAUUUCUUCUUGGUGUUAUACCUGUAAUAACAUGCAUAUCAGCGCUGGUAUGCAAUGAGCUCAAAUAGAAUUAAUCCGUCACGAUUCAAGGGUAGUGAUGUGACUUCUGUUUCAUCUGACGCAUAUUCUCAGUUUGGUUCACAAAUGUCUUUGAAUCAUUAUGAACGUGAAGACUGCAGGAACUGUUUUCCCAGGAGAUGCCUCUUAAUCACAAGUGUAAUCUUACUCAUUCUUGGAGCAAUGGCAGCUGCUUUGGUCUGUGUGAUUAUAUUUGGAAUACCACCCAACCAGCUAACAACUCGAUUGUGUAAAACCACCUUAAACACAAGUGGCUUUUUGUGUGAUGACCAUAAAACCUGCAUUAUGUCCACACACGUGUGCAAUGGUAAAAUAGACUGCAGCAAUGGAGAGGAUGAAUCAAACUCAUACUGUGGAGACCUACCUAAAAGCCUCCCCACACACUUAGUUUUUACAUGUGGCAACCAAAAAUCCUGGACCUAUAUAGAUGAAAAGUGUGAUGGAAAAAACCAUUGCGGAGAUUGUUCAGAUGAAUCAGAAUUACUUUGCCCUGCCUGUUCUGGCUGGAAAUGUGUCACUGUCUUCUUCGCUGACUGUGACUGUAUACCCAAGAGUCGCUGCAGAGACAACAUUCAGGACUGCACUGACAUGAGCGAUGAAAAGAACUGUACAAAGUGACGCUUGAAUUAAUUUCUAUCCUUAAUCUUGGGAUUUCUUUUGCUAUUAAAGUUUUAAAAAACAAUUAAGGGUAAAGUACAUCUGAUUAUGUUAAAUUCCAUGCUAUAUUAAUAGUAUUGUAAGAUAAUACAACUUCUAACAAUUUUAUAAUUACAUUAUCUAUUAUAACUUUAUGUAGCAAAUAUAAUUCGACUGAAACUUGUUUUAUUUAACUGCUGACCAAUUUUGUCUUUACCUAUUUUAAAGAUUGCAAUAAUUAUUGCAUCACAUUCCAAAAAGGAUUUCAAAAGAAACUGAGAAAAUAAAAUAGAUGAUCAUUGGAGAUUUGAAAGCAAGAUCAAUUCUCAUUCUUCUAAAACUCCAGAUUGUAUCAAUUCAAUGCCCCAUCAUAGUACAACCCUUUGCAGGAAUCAAUCUAGUGAACCAUCAUUGUACUGCUUUGAAUGUACGUAUACCUUUCCUUAGAUGAGGAAAUCAAAACUGCACAAUAUUCCAGCCGUACUCUAAUCAAAGCUCUAUACAACUGUAGCAAGACUUCUUUAUUCUGAUGUAAUCCUGCAAAAAAAAGUUCCAUGGAGAAAAACUCGAGGUGGGCAUCCUUAGGAGAUACUUCACAGUAUGGUUUUCAGUGACUUGGAGACAGAAGGACAGCAGAUGCUAGAAGGUUAAAAUCAAUAAAUGUGAAGCUGGAAAAGCACAGCAUGUCAGACAGCAUCUGAGGAGUCAAAGUCAAUGUUUCGGGUUGAAAUCCUUCAUCCUGACAAAGGGUUUUUGGCCCGAAACAUUAGCUUCACUGCUCCUUGGAUGUUGUCUGAUCUGCUGUGCUUUUCCAGCUCCACACUUUGACUCUAGCUUCCAGCAUCUACAGUCCUUACUGUCUCCAAAAAAUUCAGUUGCCUUUCUAAAUGCUUCUUGUAUGAGGUCACCCAAAUCUCUCAGAAAUAAAUAUUUAAAAGUUCCUCAUUUAAAACAUAUCAUUUUUCUUGCAAAUUAAGUGACAGAAACUGGUUGUUUAGUGACAUUGUGCAUGAUCUAUAUCAUUUAAAAACUUUUCACACUUUUUGGA